CGUGCCGUGACGUGGCGUGGUGCCACUCUCUCUUCUAUAUCUUCUUUAAUUUUUGUCGAGUUCAGUAAAUAUUUGUAUGGACGGGAACUCGGGGUUUCGCCUUUUCAUGCUUCUCCGGCGACUUUCCGGUGACGUGUAAUCCUAAGAAUAAGAAAAAAUGCAGCAAUUCUCGUAUGCUGGGGUGGAAAACUAGUAGUUUUUCAGGAAAAAAUAUUACGUCAUUGUGUGGUAGAAAUGGUGCAAGGUCUGUCAUUAACCACUCUUCCAACUUCUGGAAACAGUGGGGUUUAUGGAUCAAUCCCUUCAUGGAGGGAGCAUUACCAGCUAAUGAAGAAAGUUCGGAUAGCCUCUGCAACUGAUAGACAUUACAUCUUGCAUCAGUGCAUGCAAAAAUUAUUCUUGGCAGGUAAUUCCAAUAUAUUAAGGCCCAGAAAUUUAAGGGCUGAAGCUGGAUGGCCGUUCAAAGGAGGUGGGCAGGGAUUGGAUGCAAGUUCAGAGCGUAGUGAGAGUGCUAAUGAGGACAUUUUGAUCUUCUUUUUCCAGCUGGACUUGGCUACUCGAGUGCAGUAUGCUCUAAAUUUGGAGCAGUAUGAAAUUGCACAGCAACUGAGAAACAAGCUUACCGAAGUUGAAGCAGAGGUCAUCAGGCAGCAAGAAGAAAAACGGGGAUCAUCUUCAAAGAGUGAAGCUCAAGAUAAGGCUAUAAGGAUCAUACGUCUACGGGCAGACCUUCAGAAUGCAAUUGAGUGCGAGAAUUAUGCUUUGGCUGCAGAGUUACGGGAUGAAAUUUCCAAACUCGAGGCAGAGUCCUUGGCAGCAUCAGCAAAAGCUCUGGUAUAUGAAAAUGCACAAUAUACAUUUCGUUUGGGACAGAAAGUGGAGCACAAAAUUUUCGGUUAUCGUGCUGUAAUUUGUGGAAUGGAUCCCAUGUGCUGUGAAUCAAGUUCAUGGAUGGAGAUUGCCCAAGUUGAAAAGUUGUCUCGAGGUUCUAAUCAGCCAUUUUAUCAGGUUUUGGUUGACGUGCGUGCAGACCCCAAUCUACUGGUGGCUUAUGUUCCUGAGGAGAAUCUAUUAGCCUCUGACCGACCUGAUAAGGGCAGGUUUGAUCAUCCCUAUAUCUCCUUUUUAUUCUAUGGAAUGGAUGGAGCUGGAGAUUUCAUCCCAAUCAAGCAGCUGCGUGAAAAAUACAAUCGGCCCCGGCAUGAAAUACCCUUUGAUCCAGAAGAUGAGGAGCCUCAUGCUGAUGCUUAAGAGACUAAUGCCUGUUGAAUAUUUGUGUUAAGCGUUUAAGAGUAGAAGUACGUAGUGGAAUUUGUGUUGAUAGCUUUUAUCCGAUAGUAGAUUGGACCGUACGCAGAUUUCAGAGGCUAAUUUGAUUAUAAUCCCAAUUCCCAAAUGCACUGAUAAUUGGGCCUA
Molecule: messenger RNA, 1416 nt
Organism: Juglans microcarpa x Juglans regia
Lineage: Eukaryota; Viridiplantae; Streptophyta; Magnoliopsida; Fagales; Juglandaceae
Product: clp protease adapter protein ClpF, chloroplastic
Exons: 9
Coding region: 235-1251 (338 amino acids)
Molecular function (GO): protein binding; DNA binding
Source: RefSeq, a predicted model, not a curated record